GGUGGAAUCCUCCUUUCUCGUGUGACGAUUGACCACAGUUUUGGAGCCUUUCUUGCCACCUAUAGUGUGAUGUUUGGUCUAGGAAUGGGACUGCCCUACUCUGUUCUUUUUUCGGUAGCCUCUGAAUGGUUUCCGAAGCACCGGGGCCUUGUAGUGGGUAUCAUAGCAGCGGGCUUAGGUCUUGGUUCUCUCGUCUUCUCUCCAAUACAGACAGCUCUCAUCAAUCCACAUAAUAUCCACGAUCUGGCAGAUCCGAGGGUAAAAGACAAUCUUCCACGGGCAUUCAGCAUCCUCGGCGGAAUAAUGCUAGCUCUGCAAGUUAUUGGUUUGUGCUUGUGCAGAGAACGCAAGAAGGAAAUUGAAAAUGAAAAACGCAGCGACUCAACUCGGCUGGUUUCCACGUCGGACCUGGACGAAAGCAGAGAUGAAGAGGAACAAAUGGAAGAAAUGUCCAACUCUACAAUCACGCAAGCGCUGCGAUCAGCUGGUUUCUACAUUAUAUUCUCUAUAAUAUUCUUGGACGUAAUCGCUGUCACGAUUCAGUCAGCAACGUUCAAGGUGUUUGGCAAGGAUUGUCACUUGGAUGAUUGGUUUUUGACUACCAUUGCAACAUUAUCGUCCGCAUUUAAUUGCAUUGGUAGAAUAACCUGGGGAUUCAUUAUCGACAAAUUUUCAUUUAAGGUUCCGCUAAAUUGGAUGUUGGUACAGUGGGCGCUAUUAAUGGCUACGUUUCCUAUAAUCGGUGAAGCCAGCUACAUAAAAGUCCUGUAUGCAAUCUGGGUCUUCGGCCUAUUUUUUACCAUGGCGGGCCAUUUUGUGCUUAUGCCGGCUGCUUGCACAAGCUGCUUUGGACCGAAGAACAUGGCCACAAUUUACGGCCUUCUGUACCUAGCUACUGCACCAAGCUCGCUGUUGCUGUCAGCAAUCAUUUCACAAUUCAACAUAGAGGGAGAGUGGGAUACAGUGUACUGGUCUUGUGCGGCCGUUCUGUCCUUAGGUUUCGUCCUAUCACUUUUCCUGAAAGACCAAACGGGGGCCUGUAAAACUUGCUCCAACAUUUGCGCGCCUUGCUGUCCCUCGUCAAGCACAGAGUAUUCUGAAAUUCAAAUUAUUGACCAGGAUGAAAAAGACAAAAUUUGA
Dibothriocephalus latus is the source of this 1140-nucleotide messenger RNA. The record is from the annotation of a GenBank genome assembly. Lineage: Eukaryota; Metazoa; Platyhelminthes; Cestoda; Diphyllobothriidea; Diphyllobothriidae.